GAGUCGUUCGACGCGCGUUGAGCCGCCAUGCCGCCGCCGCCGCCGCCGCCAGAAUUCGCAAAAUUAGCGGCGCAACCUGAGAUGGAGCGCAGCGUGAGGGAGCUGUGGGCGGAGUCGCGCGAGCUGCUGGGCCUCCACUCCCCGGACGCCGUGCCGCGCGCCGACCUGCCCCCGACUCCGCUCGCCUUCCUCCGCGACCACGUCUCCCCGGGCCGCCCGCUCCUCGUCUCCGCCGCCGCCACCCGCCACUGGCCCGCCGCCUCGCUCUGGCCCACCGAAUCCUACCUCUCCGACGCGCUCCGCUCCACCGACGUCUCCGUCCACCUCACCCCCGACGGCCGCGCCGACGCCCUCGCCGCGCACCCGCGCCGCCCCGGCGCCAGGUGCUUCGCGUCGGCGCACGUCCGCCGGGUGGACUUCCCCGCCGCCGUGCGGCUUAUCAGGGACUCCGACCCGGAGGCCGGCCUGGUCGCCUACGCGCAGCAGCAGGACGACUGCCUGCGCGGGGAGUACGCGGCGGUGGCCGGCGACGUGGACGCGCACGUGCCCUGGGCCAGCGAAGCGCUCGGCUGCCUCCCCGAGGCCGUCAACCUCUGGAUCGGCAACUCCUGCUCCGUCACCUCCUUCCACAAGGACCACUACGACAACAUCUACGUCGUCCUCUCCGGCGAGAAGCAUUUCCUCCUAUUGCCCCCCACCGAGCACCACCGCCUCCACGUCCGCGAGUACCCCGUCGCCGGCUACGCCCCGGUGAAGGAAGGGGAGGAGGUGCCGAAGCUCAAGCUGGAGAUGGAAGAGCCCGAGAGGGUCGUGCCGUGGAGCAGCGUGGACCCGUACCCGGCUUCGCCGGAGGAGAUGGCGGCGGAGGCCUCAUCCUGCCCGCUCUACUUCAAGGGGCCCAUGCCGAUUCGGUGCACCGUCCGCGCCGGCGAGAUGCUCUACUUGCCGAGCAUGUGGUUUCACCAUGUCAGCCAGAGCCCCGGCCCUAACGGGCUCACCAUUGCCGUCAACUACUGGUAUGACAUGCAGUUUGACAUCAAGUAUGCCUACUUUAACUUCCUGAGGUCACUGGAGAUCAAAGAUUCUCCAUUGGAGAACAAUGUUGAUGCUUUCGAAGGUGAGCUCGAAGAGAAAGACGAUUGAGCUCAUGGGUUGUGAUUGUAUUGGGAUUUCAGACGAUUCCGCAACAGCAGUAUAUGGCUCGGUUUUUCGUUGCCAUUAUCAAACGGUUCUUCAAGUUUUCGAAGUAGUUAUCUGGAGCAUGGAUCUGGAUUACUGGAGGUGUAUGUUAUACCUGAAUUUACCGGUGCCAUAUGCACGCCAGGAUUGGUGUAUGAGCAAAAGAAGAUUUUGGAGGGUGUUACACUUUAUUCAGAAAGGGCAGCAUGGAUUCUUCUUUCAUCCAAUGGCUUACAUUCUGCAGGUCUAGAAACGGCAGCUUGAGUAAAUUAUGUAUUAGACAUUUGAGUAGCAGAUGAAUCAGACAGAAGACAGCACAAAAUCAGUUGAUGAGCUAUUCCGACAGUGUUAGCUCUGGUGCUGAUAAUGUAAAGUUGCUACCAGUUCUGCAAUGGAUACAUACUUUCUUCACUUAAUUUGUUUGUAGAAAAACUCUGUUCGUACUAACAUGUGGUGUUGAAUUGAAAUGUACUUUCUUGAA
Hordeum vulgare subsp. vulgare (domesticated barley) is the source of this 1660-nucleotide messenger RNA. Its product is annotated as bifunctional peptidase and (3S)-lysyl hydroxylase JMJD7. NCBI's taxonomy places the organism in Eukaryota, Viridiplantae, Streptophyta, Magnoliopsida, Poales, Poaceae. The transcript has a single exon. Bases 28 to 1143 code for a protein of 371 amino acids. The record is from RefSeq and is a predicted model, not a curated record. Gene Ontology annotation, molecular function: 2-oxoglutarate-dependent dioxygenase activity.